This is a messenger RNA of Lingula anatina, 1950 nucleotides long. RefSeq lists its product as uncharacterized. Gene Ontology annotation, molecular function: acyltransferase activity, transferring groups other than amino-acyl groups. Lineage: Eukaryota; Metazoa; Brachiopoda; Lingulata; Lingulida; Lingulidae. The record is from RefSeq and is a predicted model, not a curated record.
AGAAAGCUCCAGAUCGUCGUUAUUUUUCACUAUAACAACUUGGUAUGUAAAUCAGAGAAAUAUUGGAGUAGGUACGAGGAACAAAAAUCCACCAUGUCGACAGCCACGAUAAGACUUAUGCAGCCUGAAGACGUGGCCGAAGUAAGUCGUUUGACAGAGACGGUGUCGUGGAAUUUCGGCCAGGAGGUUAUUGGGGCUCUCUUUGAAUCCAGCCCAGAAGGAUCGUUUAUUGCUGAGUUGCAAGGGAAAGUUAUAGGUGUUGUAAUGGGAUUUAACCUGAGUGAAGAGGAAGCCUUUGCAGGAAUAUGGGUCGUCAGUAAGAUGCACCGCGGGCAGCGUAUUGGUACAAGGUUGUGGCAGAAGAUGAAAGAGUACAUUGGGGAUAGGAACCUUGGUAUAUUCUCUGUGGCAGAAAGAGUGGAGCCCAACAAAAGAUUGGGUUUUACAGUGGCAUCAUGGAAUGUACGCCAUGUAUCCGGUACCAUCGCAACAGAAAAGAUAAAGUUGUCAGAAGAUUGUAUAGUAUCUGCGUUUCCUUCACAAGGCGUGCAGUUUGAUGCCCUGAUUCAAUAUGACACCAAAAUACACUCCAUUGAACGUGAAAGGUUUCUAAGAGCUUGGAUUGAGGGGAAAUCGACCAUAACCUUGGUUGCUCUAGGCCGGGCAGGAGAAAUCGUGGGUUACGGUGUCAUAAAGCGUGAUUCCAACAAUACUACCCUUAUUGGCCCACUUUAUGGUGAAACUCCCACCAUUAUGAAAACCUUACUGGUCAGCUUAAUCGGCAAGACUACUUUUGGUGAAACUGUGGACAUGUGGGCACCUGCUGAGAGUGAGGUUAUGCAAGAAUUACUGACUGAGAAUAAAAGUACACUUUCAGAAGUUCAUGCAGAAGUGACCCGGAUGUUUUACCGUCAUGACGUGAAGGCUCCACAGGAAAAGAUAUUUGCAAUUGCGUCAGCAGCAGUGGCUCAUCAUUGUUGAAAUUCAGUGAUGACAAAUUGAGUCAACCCAUUAGUGAUGCCAUGGAAAAUAACUAAUUAGAUUUUACAGAAGGGAGGAAUGAGGUCAGAUGGAAAAUGAGUAAACUGUUAAGCAAUUUUUCUCGAAAUACAAAUUAGUCAGCUGAGGUUUUUGACUUUCGUCUUCUUACGUUUUGUGGAAUGGGUCGGGGGAGGGGUGGAUUAUUUAUCAUUGAAUAAAAGGAAACAUCAUGGCAAACUCACGAAGAAGAAGAAGAAUUUAGUUUGUUUUUAAAAGGUUUUAAAAAGAAUUUUUGUUCAAGUAGUGCAAGAAGUACACAAACAUUGAAUAAAUUGGCAAAAUGUGAAAAUGUUCAUAAUUUUGCAAGCAUAAAGAUGGAACGUGUAAAUUUAGACCCCAGUACUAUGAAGAGUAACUUUUUAAAACAUACUGACUUUUAACUUUCUAAUUCAACGUUAACUUUAAAUUUCGUCCGUUAAUGUGGUUAGACUCUGAGAUAUGAAACCUCAAUUUUUGUGAUAAUUUAUGAAGAAAAUAUGUUGUGUGAGCUUUUAAUAAAUAUAUUUAUGUCAGUAUACAUGUUCUAGUAUUAUAUUAAGGUAUCAUUUGGCAUCCAAAGCCUGAAAAAUUAGAGGAUCGUUGCAUAAGUAAAUUAUUCCCGGUGUUAAGCACACUCAUUGGCAUGGCAAUAAAGAUGUCUUUGAAAAGUAUAUUGAACAGUGGUUGGAUUAGAGCUGUCUUGCACAUGACCAGUGACUGCUGCCACCUAUUGCCAAGAAGUCUUUGGGCCCCUUUAGGAAUUGAAAUAAGCAACACUUUUACAUUGUUUGAAAUUAAGUAAUUUAUUGUGAGAUGUUGGUACAAACAUGUUGGGUUUUAGGUUAAUUAAAGCAACAGUACUUCCCAAUAAGUCCUUCAUGUAUACUCAAACAAAUUUGAUAUUUUAUUUUGAAAUUGUUGUAAUUUCUA